Messenger RNA from Apis florea (little honeybee), 468 nucleotides. RefSeq lists its product as uncharacterized. Lineage: Eukaryota; Metazoa; Arthropoda; Insecta; Hymenoptera; Apidae. The record is from RefSeq and is a predicted model, not a curated record.
AAGAAAGAAAAUAUAUUUUAUGAAGAAAAUAUGGAAGAAACGACCAGCACAAGUACAUCAUCGAAAAAAAUAAAGCGAGAAAUUGAUGAUAAUCAACUUUUUAAAACGACAUUAAGCAGCUCAUAUCAAGAAGUGGACGAAUAUGAUAAAUUUGGCCAAUAUGUAGCCUUAGAAUUAAAAACUUUAAAAUCUGAUUUUAAUAAAGCAAGAUUAAAAAGUGAAAUAAGAAAAAUAAUAGUUCAGAUUGCGGAUGAAGAUUUGUACGAUAGUAUAAAUCCUUUGUCAUCUUCUAUGUCAAUGCCAUCUCCUUAAUUAGCAUGCAAUUUUAUAAAAAAAUUUACAUAUAUAUCAAUAUAUAAUUUAAUAAUGAAAAGUAUUUUUCUUAGACAAUAAUACAAUUUAGAUCAAUUAUUUUGUUUUUUUUUGUUUUUCUUUUUCAAAUAUAUUGUUAUUAUCUCAGAUCUUGUA